Messenger RNA from Schistocerca nitens (vagrant locust), 1584 nucleotides. Its product is annotated as protein glass-like. Gene Ontology annotation, cellular component: nucleus. NCBI's taxonomy places the organism in Eukaryota, Metazoa, Arthropoda, Insecta, Orthoptera, Acrididae. The transcript has 7 exons. The record is from RefSeq and is a predicted model, not a curated record. The coding region runs from base 1 to 1584 and encodes 527 amino acids.
AUGGACGGCUGCUACGUGCCCAACAACCCGCAGUUCGGCCUGUCGGAGGCGGCGGCCUGGGGGCUCGACGACAUGGGCUCCUUCUCGCUGCCCGCGCUCGACCUCGACCCGCUGCCCAGUCUGCUGCCCUUCAGCCCCGCCGCCUACAAGACGGAAAAGCAGCCGCACGACAUGGCGGACGUGCUGCUGUCGCUGAAGCACGCCGUGGUGCACCCGGGCCAGGUGGGCGGCGGCCCGCUGUCGCCGGGGCUGCCCGCCGAGACAGUAACGAGAGGCGCGCGCCGUGUGCUCUGUCCUCAGGAAGCGUUUGACAGGUGCUGCCUGUUUUCACCGUCCGAUGCAAGCUUUUCCUGCCGCCAGAUGCUGUCGCCCGGCGGCGGCUACGGCGGCUCUCAGUUCUGCGAGCAGAACGGCUUCUGCCAGGCCACGCCGGCGCCGCAGCAGCACAACAUGUUCCCCAGCAUGAGCGUCAACGUCUCCAUGAACAUGACCAUGCACGGCUACCCGCCGCCCGACAACAUGGGCUGUUCACAGAUGCAGUGGGCGCCCGGGCCGACGGCGUCGCCGGUGUACCCGAUGCAGACCGCGCAAGCGCAGGCGCUGCUGAGUCCGCAAGGCUACGGCGGCGGCGCCACCUACUCCUUCACGGCCGACUUCCGACCGCCGGCCCAGCAGCAGCAGCCGCAGGUCCCCGCCGCUGCACCCACCCAGCCCACGCACCAGGUGGUGGGAGCGGCGCCGACGCUGCCGGUGCUGACGGCCGACAUGGCGUCGCCGGCGUCGCGGGCGUCGGUGGGCGUGGCCGCGCGCGCCUCCCCUCGACGCUUCCCGCCCCCGCCGGGCAAGAUGGCCGCCACCAUGACGCUGUCCGCCUCUGUAUCCCCUCCGCCAGCUCCGCCGACCCACGUUCUGGAUGAGUCGCAGCGGCCGAACCUGUGCCGUAUCUGCGGCAAGACGUACGCGCGGCCGAGCACGCUGAAGACGCACCUGCGCACGCACUCCGGGGAGAAGCCGUACCGCUGCGGCGACUGCCACAAGUCGUUCAGCCAGGCGGCCAACCUGACGGCGCACGUGCGCACGCACUCGGGCGAGAAGCCGUUCCGCUGCGCCAUCUGCGACCGCCGCUUCUCGCAGUCUUCGUCCGUCACCACGCACAUGCGCACGCACUCUGGCGAGCGGCCGUACCGCUGCCGCCUGUGCCGCAAGGCCUUCUCCGACUCGAGCACGCUCACCAAGCACCUGCGGAUACACUCCGGGGAGAAGCCUUACCAGUGCAAGCUGUGCCUGCUGCGCUUCUCGCAGUCCGGCAACCUCAACCGCCACAUGAGGGUCCACGGCGGGGGCGGCGGCGGCUUGGCCCUGGGCGCUGCCACGCCCCCGCCUCCGGCCCCCAUGUCGUCUGCCGCCCCCGCGACGCUGCGCCGUCCUUGCAAGUGCGUACUGUGUUCCAGAGCCGACGAGGAGCUGCUGUACACGCCGCAGCCGCCUCCUCCACGCUCCCAGUUCUUCGACGACACUGACGACCGAUUCCGUGCAGCGUUGCCCGAAUACCUGGUGGAAGUGUCUAUGGACGAAAAUGUGUAA